Messenger RNA from Budorcas taxicolor (takin), 986 nucleotides. It is a transcript of the gene DUT, whose product is annotated as deoxyuridine triphosphatase. Gene Ontology annotation, biological process: dUMP biosynthetic process; dUTP catabolic process. The record is from RefSeq and is a predicted model, not a curated record. NCBI's taxonomy places the organism in Eukaryota, Metazoa, Chordata, Mammalia, Artiodactyla, Bovidae. The coding region runs from base 13 to 714 and encodes 233 amino acids. Gene Ontology annotation, molecular function: magnesium ion binding; dUTP diphosphatase activity. The transcript is spliced from 7 exons.
AGACUCGGGCAGAUGACUUCCCUCUGCCCUCGCCCAGUGCUCGGCCACCACUUCAUUCCGUCUUUGCUCCGCUCGGUGUUUAACAGCGCGCGCCGCGCACGGCCCGGGGCGGAGGCCGCGGGGCUCUCCCGGCCAGGCCCGCCCCUGGACCCCACCCCGCGGGGAUCCGUGCUGCUCCCGGCGCUCCGGCUGCUCUCCCGCGGCCGCAAGCUGAGCCGAGGCGGCCGCGGCUCCAAGGCACAAGUCGUCUCCCCCAGCAAGCGGGCCCGGGCCACGGAGGCGGGAGAUAUGCGUCUCCGCUUUGCCCGGCUCUCAGAGCACGCCACAGCCCCCACCAAGGGGUCCGCACGCGCCGCGGGCUACGACCUAUACAGUGCCUAUGAUUACACAGUACCACCGAUGGAGAAAGUGCUUGUGAAAACUGACAUUCAGAUAGCCCUUCCUUCUGGGUGCUAUGGAAGAGUGGCUCCUCGUUCUGGCUUGGCAGCAAAACACUUCAUAGAUGUAGGAGCUGGUGUCAUAGAUGAAGAUUAUAGAGGGAAUGUUGGUGUUGUCCUGUUUAAUUUUGGCAAAGAGAAGUUUGAAGUCAAAAAGGGUGAUCGAAUUGCACAGCUCAUUUGUGAACGGAUAUUUUACCCAGAAAUAGAGGAAGUUCAAAUUUUAGAUGACACUGAAAGGGGUUCAGGAGGCUUUGGUUCCACUGGAAAUAAUUAAAACUUACGCCGAGAACAGGAAAUGAGAAUGUACUUUUUUCUUGAAAAUAAAGACUUUGCUUCAAUGUGUUUUGGUGUUUUGCAUUUCUGUAAACUUAACACUUCAGCUUCUAAAAGUAUUUGGUUUUCUUAUGCUUAAGGAAAGGGUACCUCUGUUGGGAUCCUAUAGAAACCUACUUCCUUUUGUUUUUCUGCGUUUAGUGAACUGUGUGUGAACUCAUGCCGUUUCUUUUUUAAAUUAAAUGCACAUCAUUAUCCCCAAAUCUGUAUUGU